Molecule: messenger RNA, 1434 nt
Organism: Lachancea mirantina
Lineage: Eukaryota; Fungi; Ascomycota; Saccharomycetes; Saccharomycetales; Saccharomycetaceae
Source: the annotation of a GenBank genome assembly
AUGAGAUUUUCUGAGAAAAUGGUAACACUUGCAUCCUUAAUGUCUACAUUCAUGGUGGUUGCUUCUGCUCAGCAGUAUUUUCAAGACCUCGGAUAUGCGAGAAAACCCCAUGCUGUUAAACUAAAUCCGUCGUUGACGAAAAGAGAGACAGCGCCUGCUUUUGGGGUUUUGCAAGACGAGUGGUCAGCUGAAGUCGCAAAUGCAAGUCCCAGAAGAUUCGAAAAGUCGACUGCUGUUGAUGAAUUAUGCAAAAAAGAUGUUCAUAAUGUGGAAUCUGCAGCUGACAUGAUGCAGAUCUUACAAAAGUGCAAGCAUGUUGAUGGUUCUAUCCACGUCCUGGAGUAUUCAGAUCCUAUAAUAGACUUGGGAAGUCUGCAAAGCAUUGGUGGUGAUUUGAUUUUGCAGGACCUACCAAUGGUCGUUAGAUUGCAAGGCCCAAACCUUGCCAACAUUGGCGGGGAGCUCAAGUUACACAGCUUGACCUCAUUGGUAGGGGUCUCGCUACCACACUUGCAGCACUUUGAUGCACUCGAUUGGCGUGUGGUGCCAACUUUGACAAGCGUGGAACUGGCACCAAAUGUCAGCUCUGCAAAGCGCAUUAUCAUAUCUGAUACAUCGUUGACAGCACUUGAGGGCUUUGAAUUCAUCGAAGAGCUUGAGGUGUUUAAUAUCAACAAUAACAGAUACAUGGAAACUGUGAAAUCCAACUUGAAGCGCGUGCAUGAACAAUUGAGUGUCUCCGCCAACUUUAAGGAAAUCCAAGUCGAGUUCCCUCAUUUGAUCUGGGCCAAGAACCUGACGGUUCGUGAUGUAUCCUCAAUCUCGCUUGACUCGUUGCAGUACGUUAACCAAUCUUUGGAAGUGAUAGAAAACUAUUUCGAAACGUUUUCCGUCCCGGAGCUCAAGUCUGUGGGCGGGACAUUGGGCGUUAUCGAGAACCCCAAGUUGCACUCCGUUGAUUUCGCUAAUCUGACUAACAUUCACGGAGGUUUCAUGCUCGCGAACAAUAGUUUGAUAAGCCAAAUCAAUUUUUUGCCAGAACUGCGUGAAAUUGGCGGUGCUAUUCAGUUUAUGGGCGCAUUCCAGAACAUCGAGUGUCCCAAAUUGAGAUUGGUGAGAGGAAGUGCCCUUAUUCAAAGUACUUCUAGUGCCCUCGAUUGUUCCAAAUGGACAAGCGCAGCUAAUGGAAAUUCUAUAAUCAGAGGUGGUCGCAUUAUUUGUACCUCAGGCAAAAGACAAAACUCUGUCAGAGUUCAUGAAGACGGCAGUUUGUUCGACCAUCAUGAGAGCGAACAGGCGGCGGAGGAGACCAAGAAAACCAAAGAAGCCAACAUGAGUUCUUUCAGUGCCGACACAUCCAAAUUAAGCGUUUUUGCCUGGUCCUUGGGCCUCGGAUGGAUAAUUGCCCUUUUAUUCAUUGCAACUAGCCAGUAG